Messenger RNA from Oreochromis aureus, 6888 nucleotides. RefSeq names its product RAB44, member RAS oncogene family (gene rab44). NCBI's taxonomy places the organism in Eukaryota, Metazoa, Chordata, Actinopteri, Cichliformes, Cichlidae. Gene Ontology annotation, molecular function: GTPase activity; GTP binding. The record is from RefSeq and is a predicted model, not a curated record. Bases 11 to 5935 code for a protein of 1974 amino acids. The transcript is spliced from 9 exons.
AACAACAGAAAUGUCAGCAACAGAGACUACAAGACCUGAAGAAUUACUGCAAGGAAAUGAGUGUGAUGUUCCUCUGUCUGUGCCACAUGACAGCUCCAUGUUCACAGUGUCUGCACCUGCUUAUUCUCCUGAGGUCCAGAACCAAACAGCAACAAGCUAUCCUGAGAUUAGCUUGGGCAGUUUAAUUCCUGAAAGUGAAAGCCGUCAACAAAAUCCAGAUGAGCAAGAUUUUAAAGUGGUUUCAGAUAAACCAUUGGAAUCUGGGAUGGAAGACGUGGAUGAAUCUGAAACUGCUCUGAGUGAAGAAGUCGAAGAUGCCACUCACUCAGAGGAAACUGUCAGUAAAAUGCAUGAAGAUGAGGUUGAAACAACACAAAUACAAGAUGUGCUGCAGAAUGAUUUCUCAUCUGAAAAUGUGAUUGAUGAUGCCACAGAAAACUCCUUAAUGACUUCUGAAGACUUAGACCAAACUGAAAAUAGCAACACAUACCAGUUUCAAGUGAUGGUGCAGAGUCCUGAUGAAUCUGUAACCAAAGUUGAAGUUUCAACUCCUGAUGACAAACAAGCUGAGCAUCACUUUGUGACUCGGGAAAAUGAGGAGGAUAUUGGCGCAGACAGCAAAGACAGUGGAGUGUCUCUACAAUCUACAACCUCAUUGGCAACUCCACCUUUUGAAUCCCAACUUCAGGACAAUACUGUGAGCACAGAUAAGCAAACCCAUGCUGUCACCGAAUCCAGGGGACAUAGAAGAAAAAUGGGAUCCACUCGUAGAAAUAAAGGAAGACAGCAUGAUAAGGAAAUUAAAGAUGAAGAUGCAAUUGGUGAUGAAACCCCUGAAACAACAGAAAUGUCAGCAACAGAGACUACAAGACCUGAAGAAUUACUGCAAGGAAAUGAGUGUGAUGUUCCUCUGUCUGUGCCACAUGACAGCUCCAUGUUUACAGUGUCUGCACCUGCUUAUUUUCCUGAGGUCCAGAACCAAACAGCAACAAGCUAUCCUGAGAUUAGCUUGGGCAGUUUAAUUCCUGAAAGUGAAAGCCGUCAACAAAAUCCAGAUGAGCAAGAUUUUAAAGUGGUUUCAGAUAAACCAUUGGAAUCUGGGAUGGAAGAAGUGGAUGAGUCUGAAACUGCUCUGAGUGAAGAAGUUGAAGAUGCCACUCACUCAGAGGAAACUGUCAGUAAAAUGCAUGAAGAUGAGGUUGAAACAACACAAACACAAGAAGUGCUGCAGAAUGAUUUCUCAUCUGAAAAUGUGAUUGAUGAUGCCACAGAAAACUCCUUAAUGACUUCUGAAGACUUAGACCAAACUGAAAAUAACAACACAUACCAGUUUCAAGUGAUGGUGCAGAGUCCUGAUGAAUCUGUAACCAAAGUUGCAGUUUCAACUCCUGAUGACAAACAAGCUGAGCAUCACUUUGUGAUCCAGGAAGAUGAGGAGGAUAUUGGCGCAGACAGCAAAGACAGUGGAGUGUCUCUACAAUCUCCAACCUCAUUGGCAACUCCACCUUUUGAGUCCCAACUUCAGGACAAUACUGUGAGCACAGAUAAGCAAACCCAUGCUGUCACCGAAUCCAGGGGACAUAGAAGAAAAAUGGGAUCCACUCGUAGAAAUAAAGGAAGACAGCGUGAUAAGGAAAUUAAAGAUGAAGAUGCAAUUGGUGAUGAAACCCCUGAAACAACAGAAAUGUCAGCAACAGAGACUACAAGACCUGAAGAAUUACUGCAAGGAAAUGAGUGUGAUGUUCCUCUGUCUGUGCCACAUGACAGCUCCAUGUUUACAGUGUCUGCACCUGCUUAUUCUCCUGACAUCAAAAGCCCAACUGCAAAGAGCCAUUCUGAGAUUAGCCUGGACAGAUUAAUUCCUGAAAGUGAAAACCUUAACGAAGAUAAAAAUCAGACAACCUUUACUUUGAUUUCAGAUAAACCAUUGGAAUCUGUAAUGGAAGAAGUGGAUGAAUCUGAAAGUGGGCUGAUUGAAGAAGUCAAAGAUCCUCAUCACCCUGAUGGCAAACAAGCUGAACAGCACUUUGUGACUCAGGAAAUCAAGGAAGGUGAUUCUCCACACACUAGGGACAGUGGAGUCUCUCUACAAACUCAACUCUCAUUAGCAACUCCACCUUUUGAGUCCCAACUUCAGGACAAUACUGUGAGCACAGAUAGGCAAUCCCAUGCUGUUACUGAAACCAGGGGACAUAGAAGAAAAAUGGGAUCCACUCGUAGAAAUAAAGGUAGACAGCGUGAUAAGGAAUUUAAAGAGGAAGAUGAAAUUGGUGAUGAAACCCCUGAAACAACAGAAAUACCAGCAACAGAGGCUAAAAGACCUGAAGAAUUACUGCAAGGACAUGAGUGUGAUGUUCCUCUGUCUGUGCCACAUGACAGCUCCAUGUUUACAGUGUCUGCACCUGCUUAUUCUCCUGAUGUCCAGAGGCCAACUGGAACAAGCUAUUCUGAGAUUAGCCUGGACAGUUUCAUUUCUAAAAGUGAGAAUCUUAAGGAAGAUAAAAGUCAGACAACCUUUACCGUGAUUUUAAAUAAACCAUUGGAAUCUGUAAUGGAAGAAGUGAUUAAAUUUGAAACUGCUCUGACUGAAGAAGUCAAAAAUCCUCAUCACCCUGAUGGCAAACAAGCUGUACAUCACUUUGUGACUCAGGAAAACAAUGAAGGUGAUGGCUCAGACAGCAAAGACAGUGGAUUCUCUCUUCAAGCUCCACCCUCAUUUUCAAACCAUUCCUUUGAAAACCAAUUUCAGGACAAUACUAUGAACACUAGUGAGCAAAUGCACAAUGUCUUUGAUAGGGGGAGCAGGAGAAAAAUGGGAUCCAGCCGUCGAAAUAAAGGCAGAAAUCGUGAUAAGGAAUUUAAAGAUGAAGAUACAGUUGGAGAUGAAAUCCCUGAAAGAGCAGAAAUGUUAGCAACUGAAACUACAAGACCUGAAGAAUUACUGCAAGAAAACAAGCAUGAUAUUUCUCUGUCUGUGCCAUAUAGUGAAAAUUCCCUGAAAAAUCAAAAUGACAGAGAUACUAAAUUGAUAUAUGAUAAACCAGUGCAGGCUACGAUGGAAGAAGUGAAAAAAGAUCAGGACACAGAACCUUUAGCACAGGAUGGAAAUUUACCCAGCAAUAUUUUGUUAAGUGGAACAACAGAGUGUACCAUUACAGUUGAGAUCACAACUGAAAAAACUGGCCCAAGAGAAAGCACUGAAGUUGAAUGCAGUGCUGCACGAGAAACAUUUUUAGCAUCACAAGAUGUGUUGACUACAAAUAGGGAACAACACGAGCAUUGCAACCCAACUGAGGCAUUAAUGCAUCAAACUGACUACAGCUCAAAUACAGAGAGUCACCAAACACCCUUAUCUGAAACAAAUAUCUCUUUGGACUUCCAACAUCAGGAUAAUUCUGAGAACAGUAUAGAAAUUCACACAGGCCUCAGCCGUACAGGCAAUAGAAAGAAAAUGGGUUCAAGCCGAAGAAAUAAAGGAAGACAGUGUGUCAAUGAUCCUGAUGCAUACCAGGAACCUAAAGAUGACAUUUUAGGUUCCAGAACAGUUAAAAUGUCACCAGCAACAGAUAUAACAAAGGAGGAAGAAGCAAAAGACCUCAUAUCCGUUGAAAAAGAAAUGCAGAUUAGCUCAACUGCAAAAGAGGGCAAAAAUAAAGAAAAGCUGUUUGAGGAAGAUGCAUCUUUCUUACAGAAUAAUAUGGAUAGCAAUACAGAUGUCAAUGAGGAAAAUACAGUUGUUCAAGAGGCUAUGAAUUUAGAUCAGCUUACAGGAUGUGACACAAUUACAAAGCACCUGAUGCAAUCACCACAAGCCUCAGUUUGUGAAGUUCCCUCAGACGUGCAGCAUAUCUCAUAUCAUGGUGGCAUCGAAAGCUCUAGCUCUCUGAAGGUGCUUGAUGAAGAAGAAGCAUUUGAGGCAAUGGAUGCAAGCAACAGCCAGCAAGAACAAACGCAAUCAGGUAACAGAAAUAAUUUGCAAAUAAAUCCAAAACAGAAGAAGAGAAAGAUAGGUUCUACUCGCAGGAGUCAACUCAACAGAAAAAAAGAGGAAGAAACAGACAACACAGAUGAAACCAAGGAAAGUGACUUUUACACCGAAGCUGACGUGAGGAAUAUUGACAAGCUGGACGUGGGAGAGUUACCGUUAACUACAGACAUACCACAAAAUGAAACUGCACAACCGUUAUUCUUUGCUGUUCAUAAACAACAGGAAGCUGAUGAAACCUUUUCUGAACCAAGCAGUACAGAGAUCAAUGUGAUACCAGUAGUAGAAGAUUUUAAGGCCCCUCUUUCUGAACAGUCUUCCUCUCUCCGUGAAGAAAUCAUCACUCUGGUUACAUGCGUUAACACAGGUGAUGUAAGAGAAGUUAUUGUGGAGCCGCCACAGCUAGACGAUUUUACAAACACUGAGACUCGAAUAACCACUGUGGUCGCGGGUAGAAGCAGACGCUCCAUAAAUCAGUUGCUGCCCCCAAAUGCCGAGGCUGUGACAGACACUGGCAUAGCAGAAGAGAGCUUAGUGUCUUCUAGUGAGGCCAGGCAGAAUACACAUAGCAAUGAGGAAAGGCCAGAGAGCAUAACAGUAGUACAAGAUCAAGAUGCUAAUGUGAAAAAUCCAAGUGACUUGAAUGAAGGAGCUCAUAAUAAAACUCAAGAGAUGAGGAGUGAAAGUCCAAAUUUAAAUUUGAGCAACCGGAGAAGAAAGAUGGGCUCAACCCGCAGGAAUCUUGGAUCCAGAAACAAAGAAGAGCUGCAUCAAAAACAGGAGGUGGAUAAUAAAGCGAAAGAGACUGGAACAGACAUCGGGGAAACUGAAUGUGUCCCCAGAAUCAAAGAAGAAGCGCUUCAGCUUCACACAGAUCACAAAGACAUUGAUGGUGAACAAGGAAAACAGAAAGUAUUUGAAACAGUGGAAAUCAGCCGUCCGGGUCAGUCUAAAUUCAAGCAUCUCCCUGAGCAAACAGUUGAAGAGAGGCCUGUUUCCCAAGACCAGUUAGCAGAAACAGAGCAUCACACUGCAAAUGACCUCCUGUCUACAUCCUCCAAAGAUGAUGUGGUAUCAGAAUCAGCAUCUGGAGGGAGGAGAAGAAAAUUGGGAUCUAACCGAAAGUCCCGUGGACAUCAGCGUAUAGAAGACCAAACAGGAGAGAGCACAAUAAUAGAUGAUCAAAGUGGGACAGAUGCCAACAUUUCAGAGGUUGGAAAAAGUGAUAAGAACCCAUCAUCGGGACUCUCAAAGAGUGAAGAGCACUCAAAGACUGUGAGUGAGAAGACUUCAGCUCAACCCUGUAAUGCUGGAAUCUUUCUUGGUAAAGAGAAUCAAACACUUUCUUUGGUCAAUAAUCCAGGAUUGGCAGACCCCAAAUCAAAGCGCUACAAUGUGGUGAUGAUUGGAGACAGCAGUGUGGGAAAGACCUCCUUCAUGAAAAGAGCUCAAAGUGGGAAGUUUUCUUUAGAUAUACCUGCCUCAAUCGGCCUGGAUUCGCUGAUGUGGCCUGUUGUAGUAGAUGGAAAGCCUAUGAUACUACAGCUAUGGGACACAGCAGGUCAAGAAAGGUUUCACAGUAUCACCAAACAGGUCUUCCACAAAGCCCAGGCCUUUCUCUUGAUGUAUGACAUCACCUCCACUAAUAGUUUUUCUGCAGUCAGUUACUGGGCGAACUGUAUUCAGGAGUCUGCUGCUGAAAACGUGACUGUUUUACUUCUUGGAAACAAGAGCGACUGUUCAGAACGACGGGUUAAAACUCAUCAGGGGGAAAUUCUUGCAAAGGAAUAUGACUUUGAGUUUAUGGAGUGCAGUGCUGCCACAGGUGAAAACGUAAUCCAGUCUUUGGAAGUUGUAGCCAGGAAGCUGAGUCAAAGAAUUGACUCAAGAGAAGAAGCCACAGUGUUGCACAAAGAGCCAGAACAGAAAAAAAGCUCAAGAUGUUGCUGAACAAAUGUGUUUGUCUUUAAAAAAAAAAGAAAAGAAAGAAAGAAAGAAACAGACAAGUGGUGAAAUCCUGCAAACAAGAACACGGUGUACUGGUCUGGCUUUCUUCUAACUCAAUGAAUUAUAUUAUAUUACUUGUAUUACGUGUCUGCAUAUUUUCAGUCUCGUUAUAUUUAGAUAUAAAAUUAUUUCUUCAAAGGCCUUAUAUUAGAAUAUUAGUUUAUAGUUAGUAGUGACCAAAAUUAUAUAGUUAAAAAGUGAAGGCGUUUUCAGUGUUUACUACCCAAUAAUUUAAUGCAUAUACAAGCUUAGUAGAUUUAAGUAUAUUUGCACAGUGUGUGUUUUAUCUGCAAUAUUUUUUUGUGCAAUAUUGUGCAACUUCAAAUAAUUUCAAAUCACAUGAUUGACAUGAUUUUCCCCAUGAAGCUGUAAUAACUAAACUCACAAGUUUAAGCUUUUAGUUUCAAUUUCACAGUUCAUAUCUGUUGUUGUACAUCUACUAAAUAUUUAGUCUACACUCUCUUCACUUUAUAGAUUUACUAUACUGAAAUUUAUUGUAAAUGUGUAUAUAGUUUGAUUAAUUUAAACAGGCAAAUACUCCCUUCAGAUAUUUCCAGAGAUCAAGAGAACAUAUGAUGGAGAGCAAUUCUAGUACAGUGGUAAAUAAUUAUUAUAUUAAAUAUAUAUUAAACAUAAUUAUACUCGCUUUAUUGUGAUUUUGUUUACCUUUUCUUCCAAGUUAAGUUGGCAUUCAUUUUAAUUUCAGUCAUCACAACUGUCAGGUCUGACACAUAAUUAUGAAUAAACAUUACUCCCCUAUAAUUAUAGCGCCAGCGACAUGAUCAACAGUUAUAUAUGUUAAGGUAUUUUUAUGUUUUAUGUUUGUGACCAAGUACCUUUAAACCAAUUGUUUUAAUGGCGUGUCUCAUGAUUAAUAAAUCUCCAGAUAAACAAUG